Molecule: messenger RNA, 867 nt
Organism: Musa acuminata AAA Group (dessert banana)
Lineage: Eukaryota; Viridiplantae; Streptophyta; Magnoliopsida; Zingiberales; Musaceae
Exons: 2
Coding region: 1-867 (288 amino acids)
Source: RefSeq, a predicted model, not a curated record
AUGCACGAUGGUGGCUCCGACCCUAUGGAACAUGUUGCCGCAUUCCGAGCUCAGAUGGCCCUCUAUGGCACCUCCGAUGCCCUGAUGUGUCGGGCAUUCCCGACCACCAUCAGGGGACCGACACGUACAUGGUUCAACCGAUUGCACCCAUUCUUGGUCUUGUCCUUUGAUCAGCUGGUUCCAUCGCAACUACGGUCUAACAUAAAGGACUGUCGUGACCUCCAAAAUCAAAUCGAGGAACUAAUCCGAAGAGGUCACAUCGGGCACUACCUCAAGGAACCAGGAGAAGCAACUCCGUGCCCCAGGGGACCUGUCGAGAUGCAGAUCGACGUCAUUACCGAUGAACCUGCUGCCGCCGAUAGCAGCUCGAUGGCAAGGAAGGGAUAUGCCCACAGCACGGUGGAAAAGCGACCUCGACCCGAGCUCGAUCCCGAAAUCACUUUCAGAACCGAGGAGGUUGAGCGCUACCACCACGAUGACGCUUUGGUAAUCUCCGUCUGGAUCGCCAACGCUCGGGUCAAAAGAGUAAUGGUCGACACCGGGAGCUCUACUGACAUGCUCUACCUCGACGCCUUCAAGAAGCUCGGCUUAACCAAUGAGGACCUCACCCCAAUGAACUCAGUACUCACCGGAUUCACUGGAGAUUCCAUCUCCCCGCUCGAAACCACCUCCCUCCUUGUCACCAUCGGGGAAGAGCCAAGAACCAAGACGACAACAAAUACCUUCAUGGUAGUUGACCUGCCUUUGUCCUACAGCGCCAUCCUCGGCCACCCGAUGCUCAACAAACUAAAAGCGAUGGUCUCUACCUACCAUCGAGCGAUUAAAUUUCUGACCUCAACGGGGGUCGAGGAAUCUCGAAGCUGUUGA